AUGAAGAUGUUUCGUGAAGCUGACUUGAUGAUGAUGCCAUUUUGCACUGAAGACUUUGGUUUGGUUGCUAUGGAGGCAAUUUCAGCUGAUAUUCCUGUGAUUGUCAACGAGAACGUCUCCGGAAAUUGUAUGUUAAGGAAAUGCCGAUGUUUCAUGAAGCUGACUCGAUUGUGAUGCAAUCUUACACCGAAGGCUUUGGACUGGUUGCCCUGGAAGCAAUUCCAGCUGGUAUGGUGGUGUUUUACUUCAGUGAAGAGCAGAGUGAAUGUGGGAUGUCUCAGAUUCACCAGAGGAAUAUCGAUAAGCCAAAGGUAGCUUUGUCAUAUCAUGGGAACUUAUUCUUUUAGAACGGGAACUUAUUCUUUCACGCCAAGACGUUUUACCAGACUUGCACGUUUAAUUAACACCUUUCGCUUAACAUCUCAACGUAAUUUGCGCAUACUUAACUACAAAGCCAUAUCAUGGGUUUCUAUCUUAACGCUUAAACAAAGCGAAGGUGUUUCGUGAAACUGACUUGAAUGUGAUGCCAAUCUGCACAGAAGGAUUUGGUCUAACUGCCCUUGAAGCAACUUCAGCUGGUCUUCCUAUGAUUGUCUCUAUUUUUAUAAUUUUGAACACAUUACAAACAGGUACCUAUUCUUUCAUGCUGGGACAUUUUUGGGAUUUACACUUUCAAUCAACACCAUUUGCUUUUCAUCACAAUGUGAUUUGCUAAUAUUGAGCUACAAAACUGUAUCUGGGAUUUGUACUUUACUGCUUUAAAUGAAUGAAGAUGUUUCAUGAAGCUGACUUGAUUGUGAUGUUGGAGCACAGAUCCUGCUCUUAGCUCUACAGUUUUUCCCUAGCGCAAUGUCCAGGGAUCGAUUCCUCCAGAUUCUGCGAUACUUACAUUUAGCAGACAACACCCAAGCCCCCAGGGCUGACUCAGCUGGUUACAAUAAAUUGAACAAAAAUUAAACCAUUCCUGACCUUGGUAACACCCAAGUUUCAGCAAGUGUAUAAACCUAACAGGCAGCUUGCCGUUGAUGAAACUUUGAUAAAGUUCAAAGGGAAAGUACACUUUAGACAGUUCCUUCCGAUCAAGCCAGGGAGGUUUAAUUAAGGCCUUUACUCUCGCAGAGUCUACCAGUGGCCAUUUGUUAAAUAGCAAAAUAUAUACUGGGAAAGAAGGUGAUGAAGUCCAGAGAGACUUCGGUAAAGAGGCUGUGAUGACAGUCAUGGAGCCUUACCUAGACAAGGGAUAUUAUGUCUUUAUGGACAACUAUUAUACUUCCUUUGCUUUGUAUGAGGAACUUGAAGAAAGGAGCACUCUUGCAUGUGGGACAGUAAGAUCUAACAGGUUAGGCCUGUCAAAAGAAAUUUGUGGCCCAAAAGAAAAGUAAAAGAGCCUUAAAGGGAGAAAGUUUGUAUACGCAGAAGGGAAGUGUGACAUGCGUGACCGAAAACCAGUGAGCGUUUUAGCCACCAUUCCCACGAGUGAAGCAGAUGAAAGUGUUGUUCAACGCUACGUGAAAGUGAAAUGAACCUAGGGAAAAAAGGGACUCUGCUAGGCCAGGUGUAAUUGGCCUCUAUAAUACUCAUAGGGGUGGUUUCAUCUUACGCCUGAAUCAUGAGGGGGGUGGUCUGGUAUUUCAAGGUUUUUUUAAUCUGAUUGAAGUGAGUACUUCAAAUGCACACAUUUCGCAUUGUAAAUCCCCUAAUCGUGCCUACAUUUCAAGUCUUGAGUUUAAGAAGUCAGUGCUUAAAGGGCAAAUCCUUUAGGAGAGACACAGGAAUUCAUCACAUCCCAGUCUCUAUCCCUGAUAUCAGGUUCAACCGUGACCAUUUCCAUCACCUUAUCAGUCGUGACACCAGAUCUACCUGUAAGGUACACAUUCAACAAGUGAAAACUACAUACACCUGUGCUGUUUAAGGAGUAAGAAUGUGUCCAGAACCAUGUUUCAAUAGAUAUCACAUAUUACAAGUUUAA
Pocillopora meandrina is the source of this 1969-nucleotide messenger RNA. The record is from the annotation of a GenBank genome assembly. Lineage: Eukaryota; Metazoa; Cnidaria; Anthozoa; Scleractinia; Pocilloporidae.